GAUCCACCGCCUCAGCCUCCCAAAGUGCUGGGAUUACGGGCAUGAACCACCACGCCCGGCCCCAGAUGCAUGCUUCUUAUGAGAGUCUAAUUGCUGAUGAUCUGUCACUGUCUCCCAUCACCCCUAAAUGGGACCGUCUACUUGCAGGAAAACAAGCUCAGGGUGCCCGCUGAUUCUACAUUAUGAUGCCUCGGCAUCUCCCAAUGGGGUGGCUUUGCCCUUGGCUCCUGUUCCCUGUGAGCUGCCUGGUCCUGCUGCAGGCGGCAGGCUCUGGGAGCAUGAAAGUCCUGCAGGAGCCCACCUGCGUCUCCGACUACAUCAGCCUCUCUACCUGCGAGUGGAAGAUGGGCGGUCCCACCAAUUGCAGCGCAGAGCUCCUCCUGUUCUACCAGCUCGUUUUUCUGAUUUCCGAAGCCUACACGUGUGUCCCUGAGAACAACGGAGGCACGGAGUGCGUGUGCCACCUGUUCAUGGAGAACAUGGUCAGAGCGGACAACUAUACGCUGGACCUGUGGGCUGGGCCGCAGCUGCUGUGGAAAGGCUCCUUCAAGCCCAGCGAGCACGUGAAACCCAAGGCUCCAGAAAACCUCACGGUGUAUACCAAUGUCUCCGAGACUCUGCUGCUGACUUGGAGUAACCCCUAUCCCCCUGAUAAUUACCUGUAUGAGAAGCUCACCUAUGCAGUCAACAUUUGGAAUGAAAACGACCCGGCAGAUUCCAGAAUCUAUGACGUGACCUACCAAGAACCCACCCUCCGCAUCGCAGCCAGCACCCUUAAAUCUGGGGUUUCCUACAGGGCACGGGUGAGGGCCUGGGCUCAGAGCUAUAACAGCACCUGGAGUGAGUGGAGCCCCAGCACCAAGUGGCAUAACGCCUACAGGGAGCCAUUGGAGAAGCACCUGCUGCUGGGCGUCAGUGUCUCCUGUGUUGUCAUCCUGGCCAUCUGCCUGUUGUGCUAUGUCAGCAUCAUCAAGAUUAAGAAAGAGUGGUGGGACCAGAUUCCCAACCCAGCUCGAAGCCCCCUUGUGGCUAUAGUAAUCCAGGAUCCUCAGGUGUCACAGUGGGAGAAGCGACCCCGAGGCCAGGAACCAGCCAAGUGCCCACACUGGAAGACUUGUCUUACCAAGCUCUUGCCCUGUUUUCUGGAGCACAGCAUGAAAAGGGAUGAGGAUCCCCUCAAGGCUGCCAAAGAUAGGCCUUUCCAGGGCUCUGGAAAAUCAGCAUGGCGCCCUGUGGAGAUCAGCAAGACAGUCCUCUGGCCAGAGAGCAUCAGCGUGGUGCGGUGCGUGGAGUUGUUUGAGGCCCCAGUGGAGUGUGAGGAGGAAGAGGUAGAGGAAGAUAAAGGGAGCUUCUGUGCAUCGCCAGAGAGCAGCAGGGAUGGCUUCCAGGAGGGCAGGGAGGCCAUUGUGGCCCGGCUCACAGAGAGCCUGUUCCUGGACCUGCUCGGAGGUGACAAUGGGGACUUUUGCCAGCAGGACAUGGAGGAGUCGUGCCUUGUUCUACCUUCAGGAAGCGCGAGUGCUCACAUGCCCUGGGAUAAGUUCCCAAGUGCAGGGCCCAAGGAGGUGCCUCCCCGGGGUGAAGAGCAGCCUCUGCACCUGGAGCCAAGUCCUCCAGGCAGCCCGACCCGGAGCCCAGACAACCCGACUUGCUCAGAGAUGCCCCUGGUCAUCGCAGACAACCCCGCUUACCGCAGCUUCGGCAACUCCAUGAGCCAGUCCCCAUGUCCCGGAGAGCUGGAUCCAGACCCACUGCUAGCCAGACACCUGGAGGAAGUGGACCCCGAGAUGCCUUGUGCACUGCAGCCCUCUGAGCCAACCAGUGUGUCCCCUCCUGAGCCAGAAACCUGGGAGCAAAUCCUCCGCCGGAAUGUCCUCCAGCAUGGGGCGGCUGCAGCCCCCACCUUGGCCCCCACCAGUGGCUAUCGGGAGUUUGCACAUGCGGUGGAGCAGGGUGGCAUCCCGACCGGUGCGGUGGGGGGCUUGGGUCCCCCGGGAGAGGCUGCGUACAAGGCCUUCUCGAGCCUGCUUGCCAGCAAUGCCGUGUCCCCAGAGACAUAUGGAUUUGGGGCCAGCAGUGGGGAGGAGGGGUAUAAGCCUUUCCAAGAUCUCAUUCCUGGCUGCCCCGAGGACCCUGCCCCAGUCCCUGUCCCCCUGUUCACCUUUGGACUGGACAGGGAGCCACCUUGCAGCCCACAGAGCUCACAUCUCCCAAGCAGCUCCCCAGAGCAAUUGGGUCUGGAGCCAGGGAUAAAAGGAGAGGACACGUGGAAGCCCCCACUCCUCCCAGAGCAAGCCACAGACCCCCUUGGGGACAGCCUGGGCAGUGGCAUCGUCUACUCAGCCCUAACCUGCCACCUGUGCGGCCACCUGAAGCAGUGUCAUGGCCAGGAGGAUGGUGGCCAGGCCCCUGUCGUGGCCAGCCCUUGCUGUGGCUGCUGCUGUGGAGAUAGGUCAUCGCCCCCUACAAUCCUUCAGAGGGCCCCAGACCCCUCUCCAGGUGAGGUUCCACUGGAGGCCAGCCUCUGUCCAGCCUCCCCGGCACCCUUGGGCAUCUCAGAGAAGAGUAAAUCCCCAUUGUCCUUCCAUCCUGCCCCUGGCAGUGCUCAGAGUUCAAUCCAGAUCCCCAAAAUCAUGAACUUUGUCUCCGGGGAACCCACAUGCAUGAGGGUCUCUUAGAUGUGUGGCCUCUUGUUGCUGAGUUCUGCAGAUGAGGACUGGGGCUUAUCCAUGCCUGGGAAAUGCCUCCUCCUGGGAGGCAGUCAGCCUGGCAGAUUUCU
Molecule: messenger RNA, 2779 nt
Organism: Cebus imitator (Panamanian white-faced capuchin)
Lineage: Eukaryota; Metazoa; Chordata; Mammalia; Primates; Cebidae
Gene: IL4R
Product: interleukin 4 receptor
Exons: 10
Coding region: 183-2678 (831 amino acids)
Biological process (GO): cytokine-mediated signaling pathway; production of molecular mediator involved in inflammatory response
Cellular component (GO): membrane; external side of plasma membrane
Molecular function (GO): cytokine receptor activity; protein binding
Source: RefSeq, a predicted model, not a curated record